GCAAGUUGGGUAGUGUACCAAACUACCAAUGCAAUUCCCAUCAUGUGUUAAAUGUAAAAACAUUAUCAUAAAGUUAAAACCAAAACAGGGUAAAAAAAAAAGGUGAUUAUAUUCUUCAUGAAUAAGAACAUACUCACUAUAUACACUGCACACUGCACACUGCACACUGCACACUGCACACUGCACACACCUCUCAUUUCUCAGGUGUAAGCAAAAGACAGUAUAGACUUAACCAUUGUAACAUCACCUACCUUUUAUCACAUUUCAUUCACAAAAAGAACAACAUUCUGCAAUCAAAUACAAGAAACCAAAUAAUACUUUCUGCAAAAAAUCUUAAUUCUGAUAAAAAAAAUAAAAACUUUCAGAAUUUAGAUUUUAGACCCACUAUUUUAAUUUACUCAUCUUGAUAAAAAAAAAAGGAAGGGAAUUGAAGAAGGUGAAGUAAGAAAGAUGAUAAGAGGAAGAGAUUAUAAUAAGAGUAGGUGUGGUGGAUUUCCAGCAUUCACAGCAAGUCAAUGGCAAGAAUUGGAGCAGCAGCUUCUAACAUAUAGAUAUAUUAUGUCAGGAAUUCCUGUUCCUCCUGAACUCAUUUCUACUGUCAUUACAAACCCUUCUUCUGAUUUUUUCCCUCUUCAACAAUCACUACCAUUUGGAUGGGGUUGUUUUGAAAUGGGAUAUGGAAGAAAAAUAGACCCAGAACCAGGAAGAUGCAGAAGAACAGAUGGUAAAAAAUGGAGGUGUUCAAAGGAAGCAUACCCAGAUUCUAAGUACUGUGAAAGGCACAUGCAUAGAGGCAAGAACAAAUCUAAGAAGACUUCUUCUACUUGUUCUUCUACCAUUUCUUGUUCUGUUUCUUCAUCUAAUGAUGAGUGUGCUAUCAAUUAUCAUCCUCUAAUGCCUGACAAAACCCAAGUGCAAUCCUUCCAUACUACUACUACUCCCUCUGUUUACCCUUUUAUGUCUACUCAAUCCUCCUCCUUGUCAACUCAUAAUUGUACUGAGUCAACUCAACAAAGCAGUAUUGCUCCUCAUUGGCUUUUCGAUUCUCAGUCAUAUGAUCAGCCUAACAAACAGAUGAGGUCUUUGGACUUAGAAGCAGAUGAAAGGAUAAUGAGUAGAUUCCAAGAAUUUGGAUCAAAUAUCUACCAAGAAAAUAAAGAAGAUGAUACUCAGAAACUAUAUCAAAAUAUUCCUUUGCUUCUCAAGUAAUUUCUCACAAGUUUUAUCGAGAGGUGAUCGUAUAAUAAGCACAUCAAAUUAGUAAUUUUUUUUUUUUGACGUAAGACUUAUCGUGUGAAAUGUUUAAAUAUGUAUACUUUAUUUUGUAUUUUCUCUUUUAUGCUUUUAUUUGCAAACUUUUGAAAUAUGUAGGUUUCUGCUUAAUUUUAACUGUCAAUAUUUUUAAUUAUAUCAUAAAAAUUAGUAAUAAAAGUAUUGAUACUAGAUAGAAUAAUAUGCAAAUUACAUUCUUAAAAUUUAGGACUUUUACGAACUACGCUCAAUGUCUAAUAUUUGGAAUUACAACUACCAAAACAUAAAAGUUUAUGGCGUUAAGAUGAAAUCACAAAAUUUCGAUCACUUAUUCUAAAAUUACGACCACCAAAAUGGUCGAAAUUAUGUGAUUUGGCCCGAACAAUACAUAUAAGAAGAAAGAGUCUCUAGAAGUGGGUUUUGCUUCCCCAAAAGCACGGCAAGUGUUGCCAGAUAUUGAUACAAUGAUCC
Amaranthus tricolor (Joseph's coat) is the source of this 1722-nucleotide messenger RNA. RefSeq names its product growth-regulating factor 5-like. Gene Ontology annotation, biological process: regulation of DNA-templated transcription; DNA-templated transcription; developmental process. The transcript is spliced from 3 exons. The record is from RefSeq and is a predicted model, not a curated record. The coding region runs from base 451 to 1209 and encodes 252 amino acids. Lineage: Eukaryota; Viridiplantae; Streptophyta; Magnoliopsida; Caryophyllales; Amaranthaceae. Gene Ontology annotation, molecular function: ATP binding. Gene Ontology annotation, cellular component: nucleus.